This is a messenger RNA of Anopheles coluzzii, 1523 nucleotides long. It is a transcript of the gene AP-2sigma, whose product is annotated as AP-2 complex subunit sigma. Bases 225 to 653 code for a protein of 142 amino acids. The record is from RefSeq and is a predicted model, not a curated record. NCBI's taxonomy places the organism in Eukaryota, Metazoa, Arthropoda, Insecta, Diptera, Culicidae. Gene Ontology annotation, biological process: intracellular protein transport; clathrin-dependent endocytosis. Gene Ontology annotation, molecular function: clathrin-cargo adaptor activity. The transcript is spliced from 2 exons. Gene Ontology annotation, cellular component: membrane coat; intracellular membrane-bounded organelle; AP-2 adaptor complex.
CUGUCAAUAUUCACUUGACGUCGUUGAAGCAGCGAAAAAAUUGGUAAUCAAUCUCAUCAAAUCAAAAGCAAGAGAGUUGCGAUACUAUUCGGUAAAUAAGUGGAGAAACCCCUCGCAAAGGGUUUCCAUCUAACUCUGUGGGUUUUUCCGUUGCAUCGAUCCACUUGCUAGUCGGACGACGUGCUCUCUUCCCUAAACAUUCCUAAACGGCCGAACCAUUCACGAUGAUUCGCUUCAUACUGAUACAGAACCGUGCGGGCAAGACGCGGCUCGCGAAAUGGUACAUGAACUUUGACGACGACGAAAAGCAGAAGCUGAUCGAGGAGGUGCACGCCGUGGUGACGGUGCGAGACGCCAAGCACACCAACUUUGUCGAGUUCCGGAACUUCAAGAUCGUGUACCGCCGGUACGCGGGGCUGUACUUCUGCAUCUGCGUCGACGUAAACGACAACAACCUGUGCUACCUGGAGGCGAUCCACAACUUUGUCGAGGUGCUGAACGAGUACUUCCACAACGUGUGCGAGCUCGACCUGGUGUUUAACUUCUACAAGGUGUACACGGUGGUGGACGAGAUGUUCCUGGCGGGCGAGAUACGGGAAACGUCCCAGACGAAGGUCCUCAAACAGCUGCUGACGCUGAACUCGCUAGAGUAAGCCACGCCACAUCAUUUGUUAUUUUUCGCCUGCUGUUUUUCCUCCUCCUUUCUUUCGCUGGCCCUCGUAGCCGGUUAAACUAUUCGCACUUUACUGCCGAUACACGUGUGUGUAGAAGACGACGGAAGACGCGCACAGCAUUCCAAAAAGAAAGAGUAGCGCAAGUUGUUUAGUAGAGCUCGCCUGCUCGGAAACGUAUUUGAGUUGUUGAACAACAAUGUAGUGCAGCAGCAGUAGUAGUAGUAGUGGUAAAGCCAUAUUUUGGGGAUUUCGAAACCGAUCCCGGGACCCAUCUCCCAUAUUAGCUUGACGGAGAGUGUCAGCGUUUAUGUUGUAUCACGUUUUCGUAUCGAACCAUUUCGAGCACGUUUACCAUUUAAGCUUCUCACCGGACCUGUAUGAUAUGAAAGCGCUAACAACGCAUGCUUCCGCACUAAUCGGAGACAAGCAGACGAACAUUACAUUCAAAUCACCCCCAAUUUGCCCCAACGUUUGCGCUGAAAAGAAGUCGUGACGUCGUUUUGGUUUCGAUCACUGCACUCUACCCCCGUACACUACGGACGAUGCGGCCGUGUUGAGUGUUGGCAAAAUAUUUCUAGUAAACGUGCAACGAACCACACACAUACACACACUCCGUGCGUGGUGGGUGUUAAAUAAUUCUGCACGAAGCUCACCAAAACGCGAAAGGUUAAAUUAAUCGAAACAAACACAAAAGAAAAGAAAACAAAACAAUACACUAUUAAAUAUGUAAUGAAAGGUAAGGCAAAUAUUAUUAUAGUAUAAUAUAAACUAUUACGAUAUAUUAACGAAAAUGAUCUGUAUUUGCGUAGUAAUCGAAUAAACAGAGUAAAGAGCAAAUCCGUUGGACAA